Molecule: messenger RNA, 2091 nt
Organism: Saccostrea cuccullata (small rock oyster)
Lineage: Eukaryota; Metazoa; Mollusca; Bivalvia; Ostreida; Ostreidae
Product: E3 ubiquitin-protein ligase RNF4-like
Exons: 7
Coding region: 104-757 (217 amino acids)
Biological process (GO): positive regulation of transcription by RNA polymerase II
Molecular function (GO): transcription factor binding; metal ion binding
Source: RefSeq, a predicted model, not a curated record
AUUUUUGACUGUCCCAUCUGUCAAAAUUUAUUUACAGGAAGUGAGGACUGAUUUCUAUCUUCUUUCACACAAGAGUUCCAAAAUUUAAAAGCAGAAGAGUGCCAUGGAUUUGGGAGGAAUUCGCAUACAUGUCUCGCGCAGGAGACCGUUACAUGAACGAGGGACACACAGACAUCAUGAACACCGUCACAGAAGGCGGGAUCAGGAUUUACGGAGCCGGAGUAGGCACAGGGAAACCACUCAACCACUGGUCAUCAAUGACGAUGAUUCUGGGACACAGAACAGCUCUUGUAUUGAUCUGACCAGCGGGGACGAAGAAUUCAUUGAUCUGACCAGCCCAUCUGGUGCAAAUGAUGCCAGUGUUAUAAUUAUUUCAGGAAACUCAGAGUCCAGAAGACGUAGAACUAUAGGGAGGCGUCGUCGUGAGACCUCGGACGAAUCGGAGAACGACGUGAUAGAGAUCUCUAACUCCUACCAUCCACUACCUCUGCCUCUCUCUUUUGAUGAUCCAGAAACGGAGAAUAACCCAUCAACAAGUGCAAAUGAUUCUAUUCUGUCACCAGUACAAGACAUUAGCUGCCCCAUAUGUAUGGACAGUAAAAAACAGAUUAUAAAAAGUGGGAGACAAAUGGCAGCUACAGUUUGUGGCCAUGUUUUCUGUAAGCCCUGCAUCAAAGCGUCCAUCGACAAUCAUCGCUUCUGUCCAACCUGCAGAAAAAAGCUGAGCAUGAGACAGGUGCAUCCUCUGUUUAUAUGAAGGACAAUUAGUGACCUGUUUAUGUGAUGGUAAUUUACUGGUACUUUCUCCUCUGUUUAUAUGAAAGAUAAUUACUGACCUGUUUAUAUGAUGGUAAUUUACCAGUACUUUCUUAUAUUUAUAUGGACAAUUACUGACCUGUUUUUGUGAUGGUAAUUUACCGGUUCUUACCCCUCAGUUUAUCUUAGAGAGAAUUACUUUUGGGGUUCAUUUGUCUGAGGGACAACUACUAUCCUAUUUUCAAGAUGGCAAUUUACUGGUACUUAUCCCUGUGUUUUUCUGAGGAAAAAUAACUUACCAUUUAUUUGUCUGGGGACAAUUUAUGUCCUAUUUGAUGAUGUUUCAAUAUGAUGUUUAUUUACUUGCCCAUGUGUUUACCUGAGGAACUCCAAAGAAUUACUUACCUGAAUGGCUGGAUGGCUGAUAGAAAGUUCAGCUCUGUUAUGUGAUUUGAUUUAUGUGAAAGAUAUAUAUCCUUGUAAUAUUGACUCUUAAUGUUGAAAUUAGUGCUGAUUACUCUAAGACUUACCUGUUGUAUUAUGUAUUGAGCCUGGUGGUUUACACUGAUUGCAUAUGAAUAUUAUUAGUGCUGUAUGGAAUAUUUUGUAUGACUAAAUCAAUUAACACCUAUGUACUGGUUGUUAGAGUACAUUGCUUGCUUUGUAUAAAUGCUGUGUGGUGCAACUGUAUAAUUUUUAGUUUAACUGUGUAAGAUAUAUUGAUACAUUGUACGAGUGUUUAUUUCAAAUACAUGUACUUCUUGGUAAAUGAGUUUUUAUAGUACAUACAAAAAGGAAUAAUUUAAAGUUUUUGUGAUUUUUGUUUGGUAAAGGGAAAUAAAGUUUUGAAAGAAAAAUCUAGCUGCUCUUUCUUUCUUGGGCUAUUAGUUGAAUCAUAUGCAUUUUGUCAAAUUAUUUAAAAGAUCUAUAGUCAAAAUAAAAUAAAUUAUGCAGUAAGCAUUAUAAUUUUUUUGUAGUGACAUGAAAAUUUUACUAUUGAACAAGGUAACAAAAAAUUUCUUUCAUAUCACCAUGGGAUCAAUAAAGACCAAAAUGAUUUUUUCUAUGAACCAAAACAUUGUCCAUUUUAUGAAUUUUCAUAACUGUAGUAAGAUUUUUGUAGAGAGAGCAUCAAUUUACCGAUUCAGUUAUUUUUUCCUAGUCAAUUACCCUGUAUAACAGUUUAGAUGGUAGACAUGUUGCAUGAAGUUCUGUUUGUACUGAUUGAGUUAAUGUUGAAACAUGAUUUUUUUUUUCUGUCUUGUAGUCAGAAACAAACAAUAUAUAAACUUUUUGUUCUGUUGCAUAAAGUAAAACAGUAUUAAAUGAGUUCCA